AUGGAUCUUCACAUGCCUCCAAACAAUGUGACUGAAUUCAUUCUCUUGGGACUCACACAGGAUCCACACUUGCAGAAAAUGCUAUUCAUUGUCUUUUUGCUUAUUUUCCUGGUUACCUUGCUGACAAAUCUCUUCAUUGUCAUUACCAUCUCCCUCAGCCCCACACUUUCAGCUCCCAUGUACUUCUUUCUCACUCACUUGUCCUUCAUAGAUGCCUCUUUCACCUCUGUCACUACUCCCAAAAUUACCAUUGACCUGCUGUACCAGAGGACAACCAUCUCCUGGGGUGGCUGCCUGAGCCAGAUCUUUUUGGAACACUUCCUGGCAGGAUCAGAGAUCAUUGUCCUCAUUGCUAUGGCUUAUGAUCGCUAUGUGGCCAUUUGCAAACCUCUGCACUAUACAACCAUUAUGAGACCUGGGCUCUGCCAUUUCCUGGUGGUAGUGGCCUGGAUUGGAGGGGUAAUACACGCUACUGUGCAGAUUCUCUUUGUGCUUGACCUGCCCUUCUGUGGUGCCAAUGUCAUUGACCACUUCAUGUGUGAUUUCUUCUCACUGUUGGAAAUUGCCUGCACUGACACCUACUGGCAUGGAAUAGUGAUAUCAGCUAACACUGGGGGCAUGUGCUUGCUCAUCUUUUUCAUGCUUCUAAUCUCCUAUGUAGUCAUUCUGACCUCCCUGAAAUCCCAUGGUUCUGAAGGUAGACACAAGGCCCUCUCUACAUGUGGCUCCCACUUUACAGUAGUGGUGCUCUUUUUUUUCCCUUGUAUAUUUACACACGUACGUCCUGUGGCCACCUAUCCUGUGGACAAGUUGGUGAUUUUGUUCUGUGGAACUUUCACUCCCAUGUUAAAUCCUAUCAUUUAUACAGUGAGAAACACAGAGGUGAAAAAUGCCAUGAAGACUUUGUUGAAGAGGAGAGUAAGUGAGACUGUUCUUGAUUCUUAG
Molecule: messenger RNA, 945 nt
Organism: Phacochoerus africanus (Common warthog)
Lineage: Eukaryota; Metazoa; Chordata; Mammalia; Artiodactyla; Suidae
Product: olfactory receptor 140-like
Exons: 1
Coding region: 1-945 (314 amino acids)
Biological process (GO): G protein-coupled receptor signaling pathway
Cellular component (GO): membrane
Molecular function (GO): G protein-coupled receptor activity; olfactory receptor activity
Source: RefSeq, a predicted model, not a curated record